UUCCUCUCUCUCUAAACAUAUCUUAGAAUGGGAAUGGAAAUAGUGGUGGGCUGUAAUAUUGUACUAGUAUGUGUGUGUGUAUUAAUAGUGAAAUGGGUUAUGAAGAAUGUGAAUUGGUGGUUAUAUGAGAAGAAGCUGAGGAUGCACAUAAGGCAUCAACUGCCCCCUGGUGACUUGGGUUGGCCAUUCUUCGGCAACAUGUUCUCUUUCCUCAGAGCUUUCAAGUCUCCCAAUCCUGAAUCCUUCCUCGCCAACUUUGCUAGAAGGUUCGGGCACACGAGGCUAUACAAGGCGCACUUGUUCGGCAACCCCAGCAUAAUCGUGGCAAGCCCCGAAGCAUGCCGGAAAGUUCUGACGGACGACGAUGCGUUUCAGCCGGGGUGGCCAGCUUCCACUCUCAACCUCAUGGGGAGGAAAUCUUUUGUCAACGUAUUUGAUAACGACCACAAAUGGCAGCGCAAGUUGACCGCCGCCCCGGUCAACGGCUUCGAGGCGUUGACCAUGUACAUGAAAUACAUUGAAGAGAACGUGGUCGAAGCCCUUGACCGGUGGGCGGACAUGGGAAGGAUCGAGUUCUUGACCCACCUGCGGCGUCUCACUUUCAAGAUCAUAAUGCACAUCUUCCUUAGCUCGGAAGGUGAGAGCGUGAGGGAGGCGCUCGAGAAGACUUACACCCUGCUCAACUAUGGAGUCCGAUCCAUGGCCAUCAAUGUGCCCGGUUUCGCUUAUUACAACGCUCUUAAGGCGCGGAAGGAUCUUGUGGGUGUGCUGCAAAGGGUGGUGACUAGGCGAAGGGCGGAGAGGGAGGAGAAUCCGUUGUGUCCGAAGAAGGACAUGAUGGAUAAUCUUUUGGAAGCUGCAGAUGAGAAUGGGAGAAGAUUGGAUGAUGAAGAGAUCAUUGAUAUUUUGGUUAUGUAUUUGAAUGCUGGGCAUGAAUCUACAGGCCACAAUACUAUGUGGGCUGUUAUUUUCUUACAACAAAAUCCUCAUAUGUUUGAGAAAGCUAAGGCUGAGCAAGAGGAAACUCUGAGAAACAGACCAGCUGGGCAGAAAGGGUUGAGCCUAAAAGAAAUAAGGAAAAUGGACUAUCUUAAUAAGGUUAUUGAUGAAACGCUUCGCGUGGUCACCUUCUCGCUGGUGGUCUUUCGAGAGGCAAAGAAAGAUGUCAAUGUCUGUGGCUACACGAUUCCGAAAGGAUGGAAAGCACUGGUGUGGUUCAGGAGCGUUCACUACAACCCUGAAACAUGGCCAGAGCCGAAGAAGUUUGAUCCUUCGAGAUGGGAUAAUUUCACACCAAAAGCUGAGAAUUACAUUCCAUUUGGAAGUGGAAGCAGAUUGUGCCCCGGAAAUGAUCUAGCCAAGCUUGAAAUUGCCAUCUUCCUCCACUACUUUCUACUCAACUAUGAGUUGGAGCGUGAGAAUCCAGCUAGUCCAGUCAUGUACUUGCCUCAUACUAGGCCUAAAGAUAACUGCCUAGGAAGGAUAAGAAGGGUGUCUUCUCAGACUUGAAUUUCUACUUCUAAUCAUCAACUACAAUCAAUGUAGUUGGAGACCACACAAAUAAGUGGAAUCUUUUCAUUAAUAAUUCAGUCGAGUUUGUGGAACCAUGAAUUGGAGUAAUAGUAUAGUUCCACUCUGUUGUACGAGAGUAGAAUUGACCUCUUUAAUAUUUAGCUAUUCUUAUAAGAGUUUAAGCAAUGUGAUCAUUGCUCUUUUAACAA
Molecule: messenger RNA, 1721 nt
Organism: Salvia hispanica
Lineage: Eukaryota; Viridiplantae; Streptophyta; Magnoliopsida; Lamiales; Lamiaceae
Product: ent-kaurenoic acid oxidase 1-like
Biological process (GO): multicellular organism development; brassinosteroid biosynthetic process; brassinosteroid homeostasis
Cellular component (GO): endoplasmic reticulum
Molecular function (GO): heme binding; ent-kaurenoic acid monooxygenase activity; iron ion binding
Source: RefSeq, a predicted model, not a curated record